This is a messenger RNA of Patella vulgata (common limpet), 6328 nucleotides long. RefSeq lists its product as uncharacterized. The coding region runs from base 490 to 4959 and encodes 1489 amino acids. Lineage: Eukaryota; Metazoa; Mollusca; Gastropoda; Patellidae. Gene Ontology annotation, biological process: stabilization of membrane potential; potassium ion transmembrane transport. Gene Ontology annotation, cellular component: membrane. The record is from RefSeq and is a predicted model, not a curated record. The transcript is spliced from 2 exons. Gene Ontology annotation, molecular function: potassium ion leak channel activity.
GUGGCGAGUCGGGAUACAGUUUUACGAGUUCCUCUCGUCAAUACACAUCAGUUUCCUAGAAUGGAACGGAACCAAGGAUUGAAUUCCGUAUCGUAUUAUUUGGAAAAUAUUAUGAGUGUGAUAUGAGUGUGAUAGACGGAGUGUAAGGAAACUCGACGGGAAGCUUGAGAAAACUUACGGAUAGUUGUUUUAUGUGGUUUCGAUCGCAAUAGGAUAGGAUAGUAUGUGCGUAUCCCGGAUGAAAAAAGUUACGUGUGUGGAUUGAGCAAUAGUUACCUAUAUCGAUUUCAUACCCUGUAUUGUUUUAGAGAGUUGCUUUGCGUUGUGUGCAUUUUUUGAUGUUUUUUAUAUAUUUUUUUAAUCCGCAAAAGUGAUAAUCGUUUUUACAAUGGAUACGUUUUAAUAAAUAUUUGAGUUAAUGAGAAAAGGUAAUGAGUUUUUCAUGUGUGCAAUAAUGACCCUCUUUCCAUAAAAAUGAACUAAGUGACUAUGAUGGAAGAGGAAAGCGUCGAUACAACAGCAAGUCCUGAUGGGACCAGACCCGAUGAUGCGACUGAAUCAACCGAAACUGUCGCGAAGGCUGCUGCCCCCGUGGAUAUUGAUCGAAAGGAUGUGAAAAGACGUGAAAAAUCGAGGGGUAGAUUUAGACGAAAGAGGCAUUCCAAAACGCAGUCAGUCCCUGAUCUUGAUACAAAACUAAGACAAGACGGCACUGCACAGUUCUUGGAAAGCAAAAAGGCUGGAAAUGAUGGAAAAUAUAAUUCAAUGCCGAGGAAAUCGCGUUCGCGGAGUGGAUCUGCCAAUCGAUUUUCUGGGUUGUUCAAACGGAAAAGUAGAUCAGCUAGUGAGGGACGAAGUAGAUCCGAGACCGAUAUAGUCGGAAAUUUAGAACAUGAAGCUACAAAUAAAGUGGAAACGAAUGACGACGGCAACGAAGAAAAAGAAAUAAAAAACAAUUAUGAAGAAUACGUUUCUUAUGUACGAUAUUCCCCAACUAAACAACCGAGGAAUCGUUUAAAACGAAUGACAGUGCGGGAUGCCGUUGUGGAGAGGCGACUUCGAAAUACUUUGUUUGUGCUUAACCAGAAGAGUAACGAAGAGGGGAAUACACUUUCCAACUCCCUUCCCGAUGUGAGUAACAUUGACUCGAACGAUAGUAGUUUGUUAAUUCAAGCAGUCGGAGACGAUACUGACGAUACAUUUAAUAAAAAGAGUGUGACUUUACCGAGGGACAAAAAACAUAAAAUUCGCAAAAAUAUAGAUACUUCCAAAAGUGUCUUUGAUGACAGAACUUUACUGAUUCAUUGUGAUAUUAAUGGCAAUGGGGCUGGUUCGUCUCCGGAGACCGUGUCUUCACCUAGCAGGGUUGAAAUUCGAAAUGUUACGGGCACUAAGGAGUCUUCUAAAGAAUCUGAAACUAAGUGUGACUCGGACAAUGAUUCUGACGAAUUCUUUGAGUGUAGCGACUCUAUCGCUAGUCCAGCAGUGGACGAUAAAAUUGAAAGAUCAGAAGCUCAAAAUUCAUACCGAUCUAGCUUGUCAACACAGGACGUGGAAUCCGAAACGAAUGCCAAAGCUGUCGCUGAUAUUGUUUACAAAUCAUCAAACGAGAACAUUCAAAAACUCAGAGAAGAAUCUCGAUCUUUGUUUCUAGAACUAAGUCGAAACAUUUCAGCACGCAAAGAUAGCCUAGUCACCAGUCGUGAUGCAUCGCCGCAUGCCAGAUUAACCGAUAAACGGAAAUAUAGCAAUGUGGCAAGUCUGUCACAAGAUGAGAAGAGGGGUUCAUUAAUUGGCCAUAAAGAACCCAUUACAAAACACUUGCUGCCUGACAUAUCAGUUCAAAAUAAAGAUCCAUCGCUCCUUACUAAAGAUACUACCAAGUCAAAGCCAGGUGAAAAAACCGUUAGAUAUGCUGAUCAAAUACCUGACGAGUCUCCCGAUGUCAAAGACCCCGAAAAGAAAACAAAUUCCGGGGAACCAAGAACAACUGAUUCCCUGUCUUCAAAUUGUUCAGAUACAUUUGGGAAUUUCACGUUGAUAUAUCAACCUGUUUUAGCGGGUUACAAAAUGUCCCCGGGUAUAAAAGCUGUUGAUAUCAAGCCAAAAAAAGGCAAAAAGAAGAAAGCAGGAAAGGGAAAACAAAGUAAAGAUGAAGCCCUACCAGAGGUAGCACCCGAUCUAAAACCCGCUACCAUUGAAAAUGAAGAUGACAGAAAUAUGAAUCCGGAAUUAAAAGACAAUAACACAGAAGUCGGAAAUAUCCAAAAUGAAACCAUGAGCUCUAACGAAGUUAAUGUAAAAGGCCAUGACGAAAGCGACUUUCAAGCAGCCCCAGAUCUGAAUAACCUUACUAUAGAACAGGGACCAAAUGCAAAACGGUCAUCUGAUUCACACGAGUCGGUAAUUGAUGAACGGAUCGACAAUGAGACACCCGAAAAUAGUACUAACAUGACUCUAGACACCAAAUCCUUGGUGGAUAAAAAUAUUGAAACAAACAUGACACCCGAUCUUGUUUCAGCGUCCUCACCAAUACCAGUAGAAGCCAAUCCUCCACCACAACCGUUAAUAGACAGGGAAAACCUUUUGAAUAUUCCAAAACCCCGCACGGACAGAUCACUGAGUGACGGAAUCGUGGAUUAUAGCAACGGUGAACGAAAAUCCCCAAGAACCUUUCAAAGAAGUUCUUCAGCAAAAAGUCCACCCCCAACGUCAGCCGAGUAUCAAGUUUCGGAAAGCGAACAUAAAAAUGUGCCAAUCAUGGGUACAAGUUUAUCUAGGAAAUACCGCAGAACAUUUUCCCCGCAAAGGGGAAACACCGACUUUCUCCAGUUACCAAAAGGCAUAACAUUAUUAGACCCAUCCACGUCUCCUAAUGUCUCUUCGAUGAAUCGUGAGAGUCUUUCUGAAAUAAAUAAAUCGAAAUCUAGUUCUCCAGACGAAGGGAUUAGUUUGCAUGGUGAUGAUGACGGUGAUAUCAGUAUGGUUACUGGGGUAGUGCAUAGAGGGGUUACUGAUCAAGAUAACCAAUUUUCUACCCAGAAGAAAGCGAAGAUAGGACGCACAUUUCGUACAUCGGAGGAAAUGGGGGGACAGAAAUCACCAGACACUAAGACUGUAGACGAAAAACAAUCUGCAAAAAUACAGAAGAGUCCUGAAAACGUUUCUGAUGAUCGAUUUGUGGAGAUUAGCACCCAGACUAACGAAGAUGACAUCCGAGCUGCCAUAAAGCUUAUGAUUAAACAAGCAAAAGAGCAGAAAAAGCGAGAAAAGGCUUUUGCCAAACGGAAAAAGGAUUUCGUUUCUAUAGUCGACGAGCCUAAACGGGAAAGAGAACAACAACAGCAAAGUGUAGAUCCAGAAUCGUCUAAUGCCAAAGAGGCUAUUUUCGAGGUUAAAACAGCUUUACCAACUCCAGAAAUACGAGUGGCCGAUGAUGAUAAUAUAACAGUAUCGCCAUCACUAUCUGCAAUAGAAUCUCCGGUAUGUCCAACUGGAGAAACACCAGUUGCACAUGACGUAAUAGAUACAGAAGAAAUUCCAAAAGAGACAAAGGACGUAAAAGGGGGUAAAGGUUCUAAUAAAAAGAAAAAGGUUAAGCAUAAGUCUAUACUGAAAAACCGUUUCUCGAAAAAAUAUAAAAAGAAGAAAAAGAGUACAGAUAGUAAGGAAGUCCAAGAGGAAAAAUACGUAGAUGCUCCAACUACAAAGCUGGAAGAUGAUACAUUUAUUUUUAUUGAAAAUGAAAUUAAUCUGAGUAAACUUGCUGAAAUUAAAGAAACUGACAUCUUGGAUGAUGACAUAAUAGAGCCGGAUGAAAGUAUUCAAAUACCCACAAAACAUUUAAGGUUUGACACCAUUAAUAUACAGCCUAUACAAGGAGAAGAACCCCUUCCACCCCUUUCCCAAUCUGGGCGCUUAUCGCGACGUAGGGAUAGUACUAUGCGAGAAAAGCGAAAGAAAUGUUUGAACGCAUUUAAGACAUUUGUUGCCUUUUUAUUUUCCCAUAUAGGAUUGUGCUCAUUAGUUGUUGGCUAUACUAUUAUGGGGGGCUUCGUGUUUAAGGCCAUCGAAGGGCCGUAUGAACGCUCUAUAAAAACGGGGAUCCGCGAACAACGAGUGAAAUUAAUUGACAAACUCAUUCAACAUGCGUUUGAAUUACAAAUGUCUAAGUCCGGUCGGGACGAUUUUAUGGAAGCUGUGAACAAGGAAUUACUGAAAUUUCAGACUAAAAUUCACAGAGAGACUAAAGAAAAUGGUUGGGAUGGGAAUGAUGCCAAGGAAUUCUCGGAUAUGCAAUGGUCUUUUGCUAGUGCUUUGUUAUACGCCAUUACAGUUAUGACGACAAUAGGAUACGGCCACGUUGCUCCGAAAACACCGGAAGGGAGAAUAGUUACUAUUGGUUACGCAGUGUUAGGUAUUCCAUUGACGUUAUUAUGUUUAACGAAUAUCGGUGACGUCAUGGCCACCGGGUUUAGACUACUUUAUGGCAAAGUGUGUUGUGGUGUGUGUUGUAAACUGUUUAGUCCAAAACGGCGGAGGAUUCCGGAUCCGGAGAAAGGAUUAUCUCGUGUGGUGGACACGGGCGAGCAAGAAGCCGGGAAACCUAAGGAAGUUAUUCAUGUUCCUACGUCAUUGUGUAUUCUUCUCAUUGCUGGAUAUAUAUUUUCUGGUGCUUUAUUAUUUUCCCUAUGGGAACAGUGGGAUUAUUUAACAGGAUCUUAUUUCUGUUUCAUUACUCUCAGUACUAUCGGAUUCGGGGACAUAGUUCCCGGAACAGACUUACAAGCGUGGGCCGGAGAGGAAAAAUUGGUGCUAUGUGCCUUAUAUUUAGUGUUCGGAUUAUCACUGAUUGCCAUGUGCUUUAAUUUAGUACAAGAAGACGUUAAGAAUAAAUGCCGGUGGUUAGGUAUGAAAAUGGGAAUAAUCGAUAAACCGGAAGCCGGAGUAUUAGAAUAGUGACUCAUUGUGUCCUCUGCACAUCAUGAUAAUAAUAUGUGCCGUUUUGUAAUCCUAUGACCAAUCAAAAUCUAGAUGACGUAUUCACUUAAUAAAAUGAAAUUUAUUUUGAAAAUUCAUUGUAUUAAAGACUAAUGAACAUCAACGAACUUGCACAUAAACAAUUAAGAAGUUUAGCAUUUCAAUUCAUUACACACAAUUCAUUACAAAGCACGGUUAGAUUCAAAGCAUCCACAAUUUCACAAUAAGGAGUGAACAUGUUUUAUAUAUAUAUAUGAAAUAUAUCUUAGUUUAUCUAUUCUUAUUUGUAUGUGUGAAAGGAUUUUUUUUUUAUACACAAAAAAUAAAAAAUGCUGUGUGUUGGUGAACAUAGUGAAUUAUAAAGAUGGAUAUCUAUUUCUCAUUUGUAAUGUAAACAUAGUUAUUACAUACAGGGAUAUCUCUGUUUCUCAAGCGUAAUGUGCCUUAUUUAAUAUCGAUUAACAUGUCCAUUGUUAUUGUUAUUUAAGUCAUUAAUUUAUAUAUUAGUUUCAUAAUUGUAUAUAUAAUACAAAUAAACCCGAUCAUUGUUUUAUUUAAUUUAAGAUAAUUUUAAUAUUCGUUUCGUUUGUUUUGAUCCCGAUCGCGUUAAUUCCAGAAUUUGUGCAUUUCCUGAAGCCAAGUAUCAUUAUUGCACGAUGUUGUUUUUACAUUUGCAAUAUAUUUAUGUUGUUCACAUUAUUGUUUAUUGUUCUAUUAUUACUACCGAUCAACAACUAUGAUGGUACAUGCCAAGGGAAAGGUGUUUCGCAUUGUCAAAAACCUAAACAGUAAAUAUCAGACGGGAACUGGGGGUGGACAUAACCCUGCGUUAGAACAAGAUGAUAUUUUACUGAUGGAAAUGUCAUCCAGCUUAUCGGUGAGAGUGUCAAGACGUUAUGGUUUAGUUAGAAUUCUUUUAUUCUAAAGAAGUUCACUAAACUUUCAUGCAUAAGUUAUAUAAGGCAAAAAAACCCAAAAAAAAACGGUGGGUUCGUUGUUCCCCAAUUGCCAAAACGGCCAAUUGUCAAAAAUGAACCUUUUGGAUCGAGAUUUAAGGCUUCGAUGAAAAUAAAUAUUUGUAGACCUACGUCCUGAUUUACGGGAAUGAAAUAAAAUGUAUUCGAUUUGCUUAUUUAAGCAUAUAUUCCUGUCCUAAUCCUAAUAUACACGAAUGUACUACUACUUUAAAAAAGUAAAAAAUUCGUGUUUGAUCCCCCGCCAUUUCCUGUCUGACGGAUGAGCACAAGCCUAUAUAUAUGGAAUUCUAGUGUAGGAGAUUUGCAUAGAAAAUAUGCAACUCAAGAUCACUUCAGGCAGAAGGCAACACAUUUUACGUGAAAAUUUGUGA